This is a messenger RNA of Anoplophora glabripennis (Asian longhorned beetle), 1211 nucleotides long. RefSeq lists its product as uncharacterized. The coding region runs from base 525 to 1145 and encodes 206 amino acids. Lineage: Eukaryota; Metazoa; Arthropoda; Insecta; Coleoptera; Cerambycidae. The record is from RefSeq and is a predicted model, not a curated record. Gene Ontology annotation, molecular function: acyltransferase activity, transferring groups other than amino-acyl groups. The transcript is spliced from 4 exons.
GUCAAUAUAUAAAUAAACAGGUCAUGGUUUUGUGAUAUACGGUAGCUACUUUUAAUUCCUUUUAUUAAACAUAACUUUAAGUUAUUAACUUAAGUCCGGCAAAUACACAGUUCGUUUGUACGGUUUCUUUCUAAGUUAAUUUGUUUGUGUUGUAGCGAACACGUUAGUGCAAAAUCAGUUGUCGGUCGCACGGUUUUAAUUUAGAUAUAUUUCAUCGGUUCAUUGUAUUCUGACUGUCGGAAUAGAUCUGGAAUUCUAGGCUAAGAUAAAAAUGUCUGAUGCAGUACAAGAUAUUUUGGUAGAAAUAUCCGAUGGUGACUUACCAAAACUUUUACAAAUGUACGAGAAGCACAAAGGUUGGGUGCCGCAUGUUUACAGUGUAAUAUUGACUGGUAUCGAAUGGAGAAAGAAAAAAAAGGAGAAGUACACUACAUUUUUGUCCCCUAAUAGCUGCUGGAAGGAAGACGGCACUUUUUUUGUAGUGUUAACACAUUACAGCUUUGAUUUAUUCUGCUUUUCCUUGGAUGGACAGUGGCAAGAAUAUUUAUGAAGGCAUCAAAGAAACAAAUAAAUUCGAAGCUGAUGAUUGUAAUGACAAAAUUCUGUUCCUAUAUGCAAUCCACAACAAAUUUUAUCCGAUUGUGGCAAAAGCUGUAAGGGAGAAAGGUAUAAACCUAAGUAUAGAUGAUCACUGUCACAUGUUUAGCAUUCCACAAGAAGAAGCUUUGAAAUUUGAAACAGAUUUCAGGUGCCCUCCAGAUGUAUACAUAAAACAAUUAGACAAAUCUUACGCAAAUUUUAUUAACUCAAUAUGGCCGCACCGUUACGAAGACUCUGAAAAAUUCAUAGAACUUUUAAUAGAGAUGAAUGACUCUUACGGAGUAUUUUUAAAAUCAACCAAUGAAUUGGUGUCUUGGAUACUUUUAUCCAUGUUGGGUCAACUAGGUGUGCUACAAACAGAGGACGAGCAUAAAAGGAAGGGAUAUGCAAGUUUAAUAACCAAAUAUAUGUCAAAACAACUAGCUCUAAAGGGUUACAAUGCAUUUGGAACAGUAAUAGAUACUAAUCACUCUUCUAUAAGCAUGUUCACAAAACUUGGCUUCAGGAGCUUAGGGAUAGCAAUGUACAGCCAUCAACAAAAAUAGUAUCGGGUGUUGAUAUGAUGUACUAACUAGAAAUAAAGUUUGAAAUGUUGGAUGUCUAAAAUGAAG